Messenger RNA from Closterium sp. NIES-67, 273 nucleotides. The record is from the annotation of a GenBank genome assembly. NCBI's taxonomy places the organism in Eukaryota, Viridiplantae, Streptophyta, Zygnematophyceae, Desmidiales, Closteriaceae.
GAAGAGAGAGAGAGAGAGAGAGAGAGAGAGAGAGGAGAGGAGGAGAGAGAGAGGAAGAGAAGAGAGAGAGGAGAGAGAGAGAGAGAGAGAGAGAGAGAAGAGAGAGAGAGAGAGGAGAGAGAGAGAGAGAGAGAGAGAGAGAGAGAGAGAGAGUGAGAGAGAGAGAGAGAGAGAGAGAGAGAGAGAGAGAGAGAGAGAGAGAAACAGUAAUCCAGGGCAGCACUACGAGUCUGGCCACUGGAGUAUGUAACAAAACAGCUCAGGGAAACACUA